Molecule: messenger RNA, 1344 nt
Organism: Halteromyces radiatus
Lineage: Eukaryota; Fungi; Mucoromycota; Mucoromycetes; Mucorales; Cunninghamellaceae
Product: S-adenosyl-L-methionine-dependent methyltransferase
Exons: 4
Coding region: 135-1076 (313 amino acids)
Molecular function (GO): methyltransferase activity
Source: RefSeq, a predicted model, not a curated record
CUUCUUUUUCUUUUUCUUUUUUUGACUUUUUUUUUCUUUUCUUUUUCUUUAAUCUUUCUCAGACAAUUCUAUUUUAUAUUUUCUUUUUAUUAAAAAUCAUAUAGUCGAAAAAAAAACUAAUAAAUAAUCAUUAUAUGGGGAAUACAGCAUCAAAACCAACUGCACCAAGUCAACGACAUAAACAAAAGAAACCUACGAAAGAAAGUCCACCUACACGAUCACCUACUCAACGAACCAUUGAUGGACGUAUUUAUCAUGCUGUAGAAGGAAGUCAAUAUUUAUUACCAAGAGACGAUCAAGAAAUAGAUAGAUUACAUGAAACACAUUUUCUCACUAAAGAACUUUUGGGCUGUAAUGUAAUGGCUGGUGCUAUCAAACAAUUGGAUUUUCAAUCUGGUGGAUUACAAAUUUUGGAUGUAUGUUGUGGUCCUGCCACUUGGUUAUGUGAAACAAGUCUUGAUUAUCCUAGUUGCCAAUUUGUUGGUAUUGAUAUGUGUAAUGUUUGGCCUCAAGUCAUUCGUCCUGCUAAUUUGGAAUUUAUUGAAGCUAAUGUAUUACGUGGUUUACCUUUCCCUGAUAAAGCUUUUGAUUUUGUUCAAUUACGAUUCGUAUCACUUGCAUUCAAAACUACUGAUUGGGCCUAUGUAUUGACAGAAAUUCGACGGGUAUUACGAGAUGGCGGGGUCCUGCAAUGUAUAGAUUUGGACAUGCAAAUCAUAUCGGAUGAUCCUGAUGUCAAACGUUAUUUACAACAUUUUGAUGCUUUAUGUAGUGAUCGUGGUCUUGAUCCAUCUGCAGGUGCCAAAUUGGAUAUGAUGUUGAAUGAUCAUGGUCUUAACAUACUACAAUCAGAAUACCGAGAAAUUCCUUUAGGUUGGGGUGGUCCUAUUGGAGAUGGAUUUAUGAAUAUUUUUAGCGCAGAAGUACAAGGUCUGGCACCAUGGAUGAAAAGAACAAGUAACUUGAACGACGAACAACUUAUCGCUACUCUACGAAGAACUUUACGUGGUAUGAUUCAAUCUAAAGCAUAUAUGGGAUUGUAUGCUUUCUUGGCUCAAAAACCUAUCGAUGAUUAAUGGAUGACAACAACACACAUACCAUAGAAAGUAUUUUUUUUUUCAAUAUUCAGUAGUAGUAGUAGUAUUAUUAUUAUUAGUAAUAUUAGUUACAUUUAACAAAUUAUAUAUAUAUUAUAUAUAUUCCUUCUUUUUUAUUAUUAUUAUUAUCAUUUGUUAGUUAUUAUAAUCAUCUUUAUACUUCUUUAUUCAUAUUUAUUUUGUAUCAUAUCCAUGAAGAAGACGUUUUAUAUCAAUAAAAAAAAAGAAAAGCGGUGAUUUUUUUUUU